This is a messenger RNA of Pieris brassicae (large cabbage white), 2796 nucleotides long. RefSeq names its product 5'-AMP-activated protein kinase catalytic subunit alpha-2 (gene AMPKalpha). The transcript is spliced from 8 exons. NCBI's taxonomy places the organism in Eukaryota, Metazoa, Arthropoda, Insecta, Lepidoptera, Pieridae. Gene Ontology annotation, cellular component: cytoplasm. The record is from RefSeq and is a predicted model, not a curated record. Gene Ontology annotation, molecular function: ATP binding; protein serine/threonine kinase activity. The coding region runs from base 181 to 1734 and encodes 517 amino acids. Gene Ontology annotation, biological process: intracellular signal transduction; protein phosphorylation.
UGACUACUGACAAUUUACAAGAUUACUACAUUAAAUUAAACUGAACAUAAAAACAAAAUGAGAAACGUACAAAUGAGAAAAGGUGAUAUUUUCAGGCUUUAAUACAAGCGAUGUGAUUUUAAUUGUGACGUAAAAAAUAUUAUUUUCAUCAGUAUUAUUUAAUUUUUAUUGUUCAAAAACAUGUCGGACAAACCUGUAGUCGCUAGUGGAGCUCAGCCCAUAGUUAAGAUAGGGCACUAUACAUUAGGAGCAACUCUCGGUGUUGGAACCUUUGGAAAAGUAAAGAUUGGUGAACAUCAAUUAACAAAGCACAAAGUGGCUGUGAAAAUACUUAAUAGGCAGAAAAUCAAGUCUCUAGAUGUUGUUGGAAAGAUCAGACGAGAAAUACAAAACCUAAAACUAUUCAGACAUCCUCAUAUUAUUAAACUGUACCAAGUGAUAUCUACUCCAACUGAUAUUUUUAUGAUUAUGGAAUAUGUGUCAGGGGGAGAAUUAUUUGAUUAUAUAGUAAAGAGGGGAAAGUUGCAAGAGCAUGAAGCUAGAAGAUUCUUCCAGCAAAUCAUAUCAGGUGUUGACUACUGUCAUAGACACAUGAUAGUUCAUAGAGAUCUUAAACCUGAGAAUCUUUUAUUAGAUCACAAUAUGCAUGUGAAAAUAGCUGACUUUGGGCUGUCCAACAUGAUGAUGGAUGGAGAAUUUUUAAGAACAUCAUGUGGGUCUCCAAACUAUGCUGCACCUGAGGUUAUAUCAGGAAAAUUAUAUGCUGGUCCAGAAGUGGAUGUUUGGUCAUGUGGAGUCAUUCUCUAUGCAUUACUCUGUGGGACAUUACCCUUUGAUGAUGAACAUGUCCCGACAUUGUUUAGGAAGAUAAAAUCUGGAAUAUUUCCCAUACCAGAAUAUUUAAAUAAAAGUGUUGUAAGUCUGUUGUGCAAUAUGAUGCAAGUUGAUCCAAUGAAAAGGGCCACAAUUGAAGAUGUUAAAAAACAUGAUUGGUUCCAAAAGGAUCUUCCAGAUUAUCUCUUUCCAUCUCCAGUGGAACAGGACAGUGGAGUAAUAGAUACAGAGGCCAUAGCUGAAGUUUGUGAGAAAUUUAGUGUCCGUGAGCAAGAAGUUCAUAGUUCUUUACUAUCUGGUGAUCCCCACGAUCAACUCGCAAUUGCAUAUCAUCUUAUCAUUGACAACAAGAGAAUGGCUGAUGAAGCAGCUCGGGCUGAGGUCAAAGACUUUUAUAUUGCAAACAGUUCCCCGCCAACGGCCAUUGACACACAUCGUCCCCACCCGGAACGUAUUGCACCUCUCAGAGACAAAUCCUCGCCCGCUGCACAACCGGCGGCUGAUAAGCAACGAGGGACCCCCGUUAAACGAGCUAAGUGGCACCUUGGUAUCCGGUCUCAGAGUAAGCCCAACGAUAUAAUGUUAGAAGUGUUCCGCGCUAUGAAAGCUCUGGACUAUGAGUGGAAAGUCAUUAACCCCUAUCAUGUCAGGGUUCGAACACUCAACAAGUUGACGCAAACAUACGUAAAGAUGUCGCUACAAUUAUACCAAGUGGACUACAAGUCUUACCUCCUUGACUUUAAGUCCCUCUCAGGGGAACGGGAAGAGACCGAUGAAGAGGGCGCUUCGCCCCUUUCUCAGACUCCAGUAACUCCAGUUAUCCCAACAGCACCCCAGGGUCAUCACACAAUGGAGUUCUUUGAAAUGUGCGCGGCCCUGAUUAUACAAUUAGCCCGGUAGAUGCUGGCAACGCUAACACAGUUUAAUGGCAAUCCUAAUUCUGAUGUACAGUUAAUGAUUUUAGUUUGUUAUGUUAAGUCAAAUUUGUACUCUAUUAUUCUGACUAAAGGACCUUUAUCCAUGGUCAUGUAAUUAAUUAAUUUAAAAAAAUUAUGUCCAAUCCACCUGUCAAUAGUCCCUUAUUCUAAAUAUUCAAGUUAUAUAUAUAUAUUACUAAGUAUAUUUUUGAUAGGUUUUAACUUAAAAAGGUUCCAUAAAGAAACAAAUCUCAAGGCCUGCAUUCCAAUUUAUUCUCAAAACUUUGUUGUAUUUUGACAACUUGACAGCAAUCAACACAUUGUGAUACAUUUUUAGAAUACAAGGCUGAUUAAUGUUGUUGAAUCAGUGCUAACAUAGAUUCGUUUCUUUAAAAAACCGGCUUAUAAGUUACACAUACCCGAAUAUACUCCAAAUAUUGCGUUUCGAAAAUUUAAUCUUUUUGUCGAAAUUUACAUUUCGUAGACAUUUUUUAUGUAUAUUGUUACUUGUUCAUCAGAGUUAGAUAAAGCCGAUACUUAUACGUACAAAUACUUAGAUUUCUUUUUGCCUUAAUAUUUCUAAAUAACAUUAUCCUAAUCUUCUGAAAAGUUACCUAUUUAGAUGUAGGUUACGGUUUUAGAUUACGUUUGUGAUUUAGCUUCUAAAAUUGGUAUUAAAAUCGUGUAUAGGAAAAAAGUCGCGUGCAAUAAUAGUAAAAUCGACUUACAUAAUAAUUUUCUAUAUACUAUUUGCUGUACAUUGUGUAUUUUAACUUAUUUAUUUGUCAGUUUAUUUUAUGCACAGGUUCCGUACACUUUACCAAAGAAACUAGAAGUGCCUUGAUUAGAUUGUAGGAAAUGGAAUUAGCUUGCAAAAAUCUCAAUAUAUAAAUCUGCCAGUUCGGUAGACCGACACAUCUUUCUUUAGUAGAAUAAUGCUAUAUUUAAGAUGGGUAAUUUAUUAGUUUUGCGUAUUGUAAUUAUGUAGUGAUAGCGAUUGUGAUUGCUCGUUAAUUGCCAAUACAUUUCAAAUUUCCGAUUGUUA